Parnassius apollo (apollo) is the source of this 369-nucleotide messenger RNA. The record is from the annotation of a GenBank genome assembly. NCBI's taxonomy places the organism in Eukaryota, Metazoa, Arthropoda, Insecta, Lepidoptera, Papilionidae.
AUGCCUGUCAAGUUAAUCUAUUCGGUAUCUAUUACUGAAAACAAAUUAGUUCAAUCAGCCCAGGUAGCAUCAACUUCAACACCUACCCUAGAAGCUUGCGAUUGGUCUAAUAAUGCGGCGUGGAUGACUCCGUCACUCUUUCAAACUACGCCAGGCGCUCCAGUAAUUCGGUGUUCAUCUACUGCUCCAGGGGGAGAGAUUGCAAGUAAUGAACAAGGUAGCAACACGGUUUCCCCUUCUAAAAAUAAAUUAGUCCAGCUUAUAUCCCAAAAACAAAAACUAAUAAGCCCUGCAUUUGGUAACCAUAUUUUGUGGCCAUCAGACUCUCCAAUAAAGAUAAAACAAAGGAACGCCUGCCACUUGCAGUGA